Messenger RNA from Sclerotinia trifoliorum, 1660 nucleotides. Lineage: Eukaryota; Fungi; Ascomycota; Leotiomycetes; Helotiales; Sclerotiniaceae. The record is from the annotation of a GenBank genome assembly.
CCUUGAAAUAUCAAAACUAAGGUAGGUUUAUCACCAACAGCUAAAUAGCCAACUCCUGAAAUGCCUUUAACCAUUGCGGAUAUUGUAUUUAAUGAGCAAGCAAAUCACAACUUCUCAAAGACACUUGGUGAAAUCAAACGAGCCACUCUAUCUAUCCACAAUCGGCUUCGAUCUAUUCUCGAAGAUGCAGAAUUUGCCGAAUCUGUUGCAAAUGCCUACGAUAGGCCGCUUGUAGCAAAUGAAAGAUGUGGCAGCUGGUACAUUGAUCCGAAUAAGAAAGGAGGCAGUGCAUACUUCAAAAGUACAGAUGGCCAUACAGGUGUCUGGAAGUUUAGCUCGCGAAGAUUGAAUUUACAUCUUUUAGAAAUAAUCGGAGAUAAUGACGGGUGUGUACUAAAGUAAAAUUUAUUGAGCUACAGGCUGAAAGUUUCAUGCAGAUGUAUCAUUGUAGAUUCUACUAGGCGCGGAAAGCGUCAGUCAUCCUUGCAUUCUUUUUUCUUCUCAGGUAUACUAAUAAUUGAAAGGUAUGCCCGAUGCAUUAAGCAAAACAAUACCAAUAUGGUGUUGUGUAUUGAACCGCGUCUUUUUCCCUAGCAAUCCAACUGCCCAUAAGCUGUACGCUCCACCACAGGUAGUUUCGGAUUCCGAGCAUGCUCAAAUGACAAACUUGCUUCCUCAAUUCGUACAAGCAUUUCAAGCUCUCAAUCUACCUAUUGAAACUUUCAGAGGUAAACUUCGCAAGCCAAUCAGACCAAUUUGGGUAACUCCCGAGUCUCAACUAUCUAAUACAGACGAUAUCUUUGAAGAUUUUCACCCUGUAAUCUGUUGUACGGUUUCGCGAAGGGUUGCUGGGGGAGAAGUUAGCGAGGGGGGUUAUAUACAGGGGGCAGGAGAUGAUACCGAGAAUUGGGCUCAUGGACUCACUCCGAAUAUUUUCUGGACGAACCAACAUCAAUUAUUUGAAACAUCUGAAGAAGAUCUACCCGAGCUUAUUGAGACGUUAAUAGACCAAUCUAGCUCUUCUCUAGGAUCUAACACCAAACUACGCCUCGUAAAACCUACUUCAUGUCUUUCAAUUUCGACGUUAGAUGGCGUUUCAUCUCUGGAAAACAUUACCGGUACGUGCACUAUCAUACUAUUGCCCAAGGUCACACCCAGAGAUACAUGGCACACCUCUCCCACACGAAUGGACAUCGGUCUCGGAAGCAAAAAAGUAGGCAGCAAGAAUCUCCGCGCAGCCCUCAAAGACAUCACCUCAUUCAUCAUGCAAACCCUCCAAAACCUCACAGACUCACCAUCACACGAACCCUCCACCCCACACUCACAAAUAACCAUAGCAUGCGAAUCAGGACAAGAUCUCUCAAUUGGUGUCGCACUGGCUCUACUCUGUCUCUAUUUCAACGAUAAUGGUGCGUUGGAAUUGAGAAGUGAGGAGGAUCUUUCGACGGUUAAUAAGGAUUUUAUUCGUAGGAGAUUAUCGUGGAUUUCGACUUCGAUGCCGGAUGCUAAUCCGAGUCGGGCGACGUUGCAGAGUGUUAAUAGUUUUUUGAUGUCGUCUUGAUGUUAUCUUACUUGCUUUGUUGAUAUAUGGAGUGUGUAUUGCUUGAUUAUUCAUUUUAUUUAUUCUUUAUGGGUGAAUGGUGAAUGGUGAAUGGUAAUU